Owenia fusiformis is the source of this 1124-nucleotide messenger RNA. NCBI's taxonomy places the organism in Eukaryota, Metazoa, Annelida, Polychaeta, Sabellida, Oweniidae. The record is from the annotation of a GenBank genome assembly.
CGGAAGUACACAAAAUCAAUUAUCACCCACUUCUUACUUUUAUGAACAUUUCACACUUUGAAUUGAUUAUUGCCAACAAUCGUGAUGAAUACUUUGUGCGACCGACAAAGCCUGCUGGAUUCUGGGAUGAUGCUCCUAAUUGUAUAAGCGGUCUCGACCAGCAAGCAGGCAAAGAGGGUGGAACUUGGCUUGCUCUAUCUACCAAUAACAAAAUAGGAGUUCUCCUUAACAUUCUCAGUAACGAUGGAGUGGAUAUAGUUGGAGCUAAGAAAGGAAGAGGAUUUCUAGUAACCAACUUCAUGCCUACAUCCACAAGUGCAAAUGACUACCUCACAGAAAUAGAAAAAGAUGGCGCUGGCUACAAUCCAUUUAAUCUAGUCUUGUUUGAAAAACUUGUAGAUUCCGAUAGAUGGAAGAUGCAUUACUACAAUAAUGAAGACGAACACACUCACGAGGUUUAUGACCACGGGAUAUACAGCAUGAGUAACAGUACGAAUCGUAAACCUUGGAACAAAGUGCUCCAUGGGAAAGAUCGCAUGAAAUCCAUCAUUGAUCAAUUUGCUGCUGACAAAGAUAAAACCAAUCAUAAAGAGGAAUUAAAGAUGGCGCUGCUAGCGAUGCUCAAUGACGAUACAAGUCAUAUGCCAGAUCCCCAGUUAGAAAGUCAAGGACGUCAGCUGUCUCCAGCUUGGUUGAAAUCCCGAAGUGCAAUAUGUGUCAAACCAACAGAGGGUAUCAACUAUGGGACCAGAACUAAUACAGUGAUCAUCAUAGAUAGCGAGGGACAAUGUGAAUAUGUAGAGAGGACUAUGAAAGAACGCAUCAAUGCAGACUCUGUACAAUGGACCACCAGUAAUUACACAUUCCAAAUGGAAAAUAACAGCAAAUAGGGAUCACUUUGAACAUAUUUACAUACAAAUAAAACGAUAAAAUUGCAAAAUGUCUAUACAUUUGUUGUAGAUGCUACUACAUUAUAAUAAACAGUGGUAUUUUGUCAAAAGUCAAUUUGAUUACACUCGAAGGAAGUGUAAGUUGUCACUCUUUAUUUUUGUGACUGAAAUUCCCUUCAAAAUAUCCCCGCUCAUCACCCUAAUUUCCUAAUUUUGAGAGAAUAUGUUUUGAGA